CAACUACACGCGGAACUCUCUGGAGACAUCCUCCUUGUAUUGGAGCACCUGAUAAGAACGCAACUCUCGAUAACAAGCUUUACCGCACUCUUCAGCAGUUCAGCUCGUACACCUGUUAACAUGUGAAGCAUUCUCCGACUGUUCGCAAGUACGACCAUGUGACCAGGCUGGAAUCCUGUUUGGCAGCUUGAAAUGUUUUCGAUUGCUUUUUAAUAAGUUUGUUGCUCAUUAAUGCUCUGCUGAUGUUACGAUACGGAUCUUGCGUAAUUGUUCUAUCGAUUAUAAUAUGUUGGCAAUAUCUGCAACUGUGCAGGUGUGGAUAUUAUUAAAUGUAGGCUGGCAACAAUUGAGCUUGUUAUGCUUUAAAAUUAUAAAUUAGGAGUAAUUUUGUUGUCGUAAUCAUGCUGUUGCUCUUUGAAUUGCUUGAUGAAGCAUGCAUAUAAUUAUAGUUACUUUCAAUCUGCUUAUCCAAUUUACUUUGGGCCUACUUUUGUGGCACUGGCUCGAAUUGAUGAACCUCGCAAUUCGCAUGGAAUACAUUUCGGUCCCUACUUAAAAGCUUAAAAUCCUCGAACCAUUAUCGAUGAUUGCAUUUUGAGUGGAACCGUGAGUCCCUCUUCUCAAACCAACAUAACAACAAACUCCAUUAGUAGCUACCAUUGGUUUGAUAAUAUGUUCAAAGUGGACAGCAGCCGCUCGCUUGAUUUACUCUUUUCGAAGGACACUGACAGCGCCAAAGUGGACAAGUUUCCCGGGUUACAUGGGUACCCCUCCCACUUUGGGAUAAACUUGAGGCUCUCUGACGAGCAGAUCACAUCAAUAGUUCACAGAGUAAACUUCUUGUUACCCGCCCUCCCUGCUGAGUUUCAAUCUCCCGUUUGGAAUUUACUUGGUUACAUAGCUCACUUAAAAGGAUCGGAAGCAGAAUCUACUGAAUACUACAGGACGGUGCUCCGACUGGAUCCGUUUAACAUAGUCGCUACAUCCGACUUAGCGCACCAGGCAGAACAAGCGGGGAGGAGAGAAGAGAAAAAUGAUUUGGAAAAUCGUAUUAAUAUCUGGUUGAAGAAGCAUCACAUUGUAAAGAGAAAAUACAUCGCACUGGCGCAUCUUGACAUAGCUUUCUUCUACUUCUACUCGGGGCUCCGUCAAGCGACAAUGUAUCACCUGACUACAGCUCUUUCUAUCUACCCUGGGUGUGUCUUAUCUCGGUUUUACUACAGUCUCUUCUCUUAUCUCGCAGACGGGAUAACCUAUCAUUUCCCAAAAGAUGUCAACUUCCACAGUUCCUCCCUAAACUUCGUAUCAGAGUCAAAACCCAGCAUUCCAGUUGUAGAAUACCUUAUCUGGAUCAUUGAAACCAAGUCAGCUUUUCUACCCCGAGAAAAGACAGCAGUUCUGGAGGACAAGCUGCAGAGUUUUGAUAAGGGGUCAAGUUGUCCGCUAAUUCGUCUGUUUAUUGCAAAAGAACUGUACAACCUGCAGUUUUAUCAAGCCGCUAUGGAUAUUGCUAAGAGGAGCCUACAGAGACACGUGUCAGCAGCAGCUCACCACCUGAUGGCCCUGUGCCAGAAGAAGAUAUACGAGAGGGAGGUGGAGCAGAGUCUGUUAGAUAACCAGGCUGUUUCCUCCGCUGGAGACGAUACUCAGCUCUCUCCUAACGGUCCUCAGAUAAUCUUAGAAGAGACGAGACACGAGUCGAAACACCAGAGUUCAGCUCUUUUGCUUCCAGUACGGAGUAUAGACCAAGCUAGUUGCUACUCAGGUCGAUCGAAAAUGUCCGCAAUGAGGAAAGGUUCCCCCAAAGAAUCCGAGGUUUUCACGGACUACGGGUCAGAUCUAAACGAGGAGGACGGAGCUAUAGAUCCAAAAAUCAUGGAAAUGUUCGAGAACGUGAGGUGUGCUUGUAUUUUGGACCCGUUUGACGUUUCCCAGCUGAUGUUGUUGACGGAGGUUCUGGUGCUCUGUCAUAAGAUAGAUCUAGCUAUUGUCUACCUACACGAGGCUCUCCGCAGAUGUUCUGCAUCUGCAGGAGGAGAGAAAGUGAUGACCUACUUCCGGUUGGCAGUGUGUUACAUCGACCAGAAGAACGCGGAACAGGGAGCCAACUACCUCCGAUUGUAUCGUGACAACGGAGGAGAAACGGAGGAGGACUACGUGAACUUGGUUGUGAAACUAGCGGACACUCUAAUGAAAAUGAAACAACCUCUCCAGGCCAGGGAGUGGAUUCAAGUUAUGGAACAAAACCAGCAUCCUAGCUGCGAACAUUUCGUUCAGAGGUUAAAGAGACUGGUUGCAAAAGAUAAGCAUCUUCUGGAUGCCUUUAAUUUGGACAAUAAGAACAAUAGGAAUAGGAAAGGAAUGGGGUCGUUGAGAAGAAAAAUGGGGUCAACUGCUUCUUGAUACGUUACCAUGGCGGAAUUAUAGCCGAUUCACGAUUUAGAAAAUUGUAUUACUAUUAGUAAUUGAAACGAUGAUGCAGAGUCGCAAGAAAGUUUAAGUAAUUUGGA
This is a messenger RNA of Bolinopsis microptera, 2510 nucleotides long. RefSeq lists its product as uncharacterized. The transcript has 10 exons. Gene Ontology annotation, molecular function: protein binding. NCBI's taxonomy places the organism in Eukaryota, Metazoa, Ctenophora, Tentaculata, Lobata, Bolinopsidae. The record is from RefSeq and is a predicted model, not a curated record. Bases 673 to 2403 code for a protein of 576 amino acids.